UUCUUUUUUCUUUUUUUUUGCAGAAAAUAGCAGUUGAACGCUUAAAUUAGACAUAUAAAUAACUUAAAAUGAUUUAUUCUUUGUAGUUAUGCAACCGUUCGUCAUCACAGAUUGUAGGGGAACUAUCUCAAUAUUACUGGAGCAAACGUCAUUUCCGGUAUGAACCACGACAACCCGGAAGUUUUCACUGCAGGUAUGCCACGGUACUGCGCUGUGAGAGUCUGCAGAAACCGCGGGGGGACUGCAUCCAGACACGACAACAAGAGGAUCAGCUUCUACCCGUUUCCAUUGCAAGACAAAUCCAGGCUUCAGAGAUGGGUGGACAACAUGAACCGGGAGGAGUGGACCCCGAGUCGACAUCAGUACCUGUGCAGCGAACAUUUUACAGAGGACUGCUUCGAUAUUCGAUGGGGCAUCCGCUACCUGAAGAACACAGCCAUCCCGACCGUGUUUCCCUCCACUGAGGAUGGUGGUGAGAAAAAAAGUACAAGCAUUAAAAGAAGCCCUAAGGCCAAACAAAUGACUUUUGACAUUGAGCCGACAGAAUUUGACUCUCCUCUCAGCAAGAGGCCGCACAUUUUGAGCAGAACAUGUAAAAAGGUCCAGCCAGGCACAACAAACAGCGCUGUUGCAAAAGACACAGGGAUGAUAUUUGAACUACCUUUGGUGUCGGACACUGGGAUCUCCUGUCAUUCAGAUCUCUCAGAGAUACGGACUGCUCCAUGUGAGUUACCGGUUGAAAGUGGAAGGCCAACAGGGUCCUGCAUCGCACUCUCGCCAUGCAACGAGCCCCAUCCAAAGGAGCAGGCGGACUCGAUUGGGACUGUGUGGUGCUGUGAGGCACUGGGCCCUUUCUCGGAUGGAGAGGAAAACAAGGAUGCAGCAGCUCUCCAAGCAGCGCUGGGCCAGACUUAUAGCUUUGUCCCUGUGGAAAUAGUCAAGGGCGAACCCACCGCCUGCUUUUUGGAGGAGAGGGGACCCUGCGAGGGAGAACACAUUUCUGUUUACGAGCACUCGUACUGCAGAUCGGACACGGACAAAGAUCAGCUUUGGCGUAAGAUCUUGAGUUUGCAUGCAAAGAUCUUAGAACUGGAUCGCAGAGAGGAGAGCACCUUUGCCAAAAUCCGUGCUCUGGAGACUGAGGUAGCCCUCCUGAAGGGAAAUGGUGCCGUAUUUAAAGAGAAGCAGAACAUUUUGGAAGAUUAUAUAUCGUCGAUGUUGCUCUGAUUUUUCACGCUACGGACUCUGAAAUGAGAUUGUGACAUUGAAUCCCUUGCUGGAGUGUGACACAUGCUCCUAUACAUAAAGCACAGCAGUACAAACAGAGUCUUAUAAAACUCUAAUGAACGCUUUGUUCUGCAACAAUGCUCUCAUAUCCAUGUGACAAUAAGCCUUUUUUCACAGCAAACAUUUGACAUGUUACAGCAGGAAAAGCACAGGUGUAUUGUUAUUAGUCAGACCUGUGUUUUCCCUGCUAUGUCAAGUCAAAAUGUCUGCCAAGAGAAAAUUUAGAAAUUACCAGUUUUUGUCCACAUGGUGGCACUGUAUGACCAUCUUCACAGGAAGCUUUUCAAAACCUUCAUUGAAGCAUUGAUUUAUAGCAGCUUGUUGCUGUGCAUCACUGAUACGUGUUUACAGUUGACAUGACAUGUUUACAUGAUUGGAUCUCAUUUGUGAUGAACACAUUAUCCUGCCUUAUUAAUGACUCACCGUGAAUUAGGUUUGAAACCGUUUUAAUACCUUGAUAAACAACUGGCAAAAAAAUAUUUCCUCAUAAGCUCUGAUAUAUACUUGACUGGAACAGCAACGGCUUGCUGUGUUGAAUCACAUCAAAAAAACAACAUCGUUUAGACAUUUAAUGACUUCAGUGUUCACUCGCAAUCAUGUCCACGUAAGCAGAGGCUCAUUAUAUUUCUGUGCGGGCCUUGAUUGCCAAUACCCCCCCCCAUCUCAUUCUGUGAGAUCUCCUGCCAGUCCGACAAUAUUCUGCCUCACAGAAGAAUCAUUGAUGGAUUUACAUUUAAGUAGAAUAAAGUGUAUCGUACAUGUGUUUCUUAAAGCGUGUGCUUCUCAGGGGGCUGUGUUUGUGUCCCCCAUGUCCCUGGUGAUUGUUUUAAACCCCCAGAAUGACAUGAACAUGAACCAGUUGCAGGAUUUAUUUCCCACUUUUCAACCCUUGGGCUCUGAAUUAGUCAUGAUAGUAUUUUGGCCAAGCAAGGUACCUAAUCCUAUUUGAAGCAGUUUUCCAGAAUAAAAUGCGCCAUCGGCUGUCUCUGCACUGUAGCAGGCCUGGUUACAGAGUCUGUGGAACAGUGAAGGGUGGAUGUGACCAUGUUAAGACAUUGUAUUUUUGAAUCAUUCUUUUUUUAAAUCAUUUAUAAUACAGGCUAAAAAGGCAGUAUAACUUCAUGAUGAUGGCAUGAUGGGGUUUCUGCUUGUGAGGGCAAAUGCAGUGAUCUGAAAUGUGACUGAGAGGCAGUGGAGAGGGUGAAAUGGUUUCAAAUCAAUUUAAAGGUAAUUGAUUACACGUGUGAGAUGAUUUGUGAGGUGCAAUUUUAAAAUGACUCCACGGUUUUGCAUCCUAUGAACAUGAUACAAGUCGACAUUUCUCUGCAUGGCAAUGAAAUGGAAUUGUAAAACUCAACAUGAAAUGACAUGUGAUGCACUGUGAUGACAAUCAAUACUUUCACUUAGCUCUAUACAAUUUGUUUUUUUUUGCCAAGAACGGCGGAGUAAUAAUACUUUGUUCAGAAAUGUGCAAUAUUAAGAAAGUUACAAAGGCAUUCACAGACGGGGUAAAGGUAAAAGAUCAAUAAAAAAGGAUUAUGUAAUAAAUGUUCAUUAUAAAAUGGCAUAGCAAUCAAUACAUAGGACUGAACAAUAAGAAUAAAAUGAGCAAAAGUAAAAGAUGACAUAGCUAGAAGGCCUUAUGAUAGACUGUAGUCCAUUUAAAAUUUGUUUUGAAAGACAAAACCUCAUUAUGGUCCUUUUCCCUUUUAGGAAGGUAAAUGACAAAUUCCAACAGGUGUUUCACAUCUAUGGUAAAUAAAAAAUUAGGAUUCCUCGGUUUAGUGCAGGCAAAAUUAAAUGGGUGCCAAUGCUGUAAAUAAUAAAUAAAUGAUCAUUUACACUUUAUAUUUAGAACUGUAUUUUUUUAAGUUUACUUAAGAUCAGACAAAAAGGGAUAGGUAGUACAAGCAGAUAGAUGCAAAUAAAUGUGCAGUUUACAUUUUAAUAACAUAAACAUUUACAAAAAAUAUGGCAAACAUGUCGUGGAUGAUGUAUAACCUGGUAUUACGUUUCUCUGUAUAUGUGUAGAAAGAAAAUUCAGAUUUUAUUUCUUGACUGCUUUUUCUAAUGCAGGUUUACUUUGAAAAUCCUUUUUCCUCUAGCACCGAAUAGAAUAAGGUUUUGCACUCAGUACGAGGUUUAUCUCUCGGGAAAAGAUGCCGGCAUAUUUCAGUAUGCAUCAAGCAGCAUUUCUAAGCUUGUUCCCUGGCAAACUAUUCUGCUAAACAUAUAAAACAGAUGCU
Molecule: messenger RNA, 3533 nt
Organism: Anoplopoma fimbria (sablefish)
Lineage: Eukaryota; Metazoa; Chordata; Actinopteri; Perciformes; Anoplopomatidae
Product: THAP domain-containing protein 5-like
Exons: 4
Coding region: 160-1227 (355 amino acids)
Cellular component (GO): nucleus
Source: RefSeq, a predicted model, not a curated record